AUGGGCAUUGCAAACCGUAGCAUCUGGCGAACCCUCGUCGACGGCGACAGCGGGGCGAAUAUCCUCUUUCGGGGAGCAUUUGACCAGUUGAAGAUGGAGGCCAAGCAUCUAACUCCGGUACCUUACUUGGUAUCCGGACUCAAUGGCUCUUCAUCAUAUCCAGAUGGGAAGAUCUUUCUUCCUGUCACCAUCGGCAAAGGCCGAGCAGUGCGAAGCAUCAUGGUUGAAUUCCUCGUCGUAGAUGCCCCCUCUGUGUAUAAUGUGAUUAUGGGGAGACCCCUCAUUCACGACAUUCAAGGAGUUGUCUCGACGUACCAUCAAACGAUGAUAUAUGUUUCGGAUGAGGGACACUCCGAAAAGAUUAAGGGCAGCCAAAAGGAAGCCCGAAGAUGUAACCACCUCAAACCAUCCAAGGGUCGCUGCAACGACCAGGAUGAUGAGGAGGAAAAAGAGCGGGACCGUAGUGCAAAAAAAGCCUAA
This is a messenger RNA of Chenopodium quinoa (quinoa), 480 nucleotides long. RefSeq lists its product as uncharacterized. The record is from RefSeq and is a predicted model, not a curated record. The coding region runs from base 1 to 480 and encodes 159 amino acids. Lineage: Eukaryota; Viridiplantae; Streptophyta; Magnoliopsida; Caryophyllales; Amaranthaceae. The transcript has a single exon.